Messenger RNA from Talaromyces atroroseus, 714 nucleotides. RefSeq lists its product as hypothetical. Bases 1 to 714 code for a protein of 237 amino acids. NCBI's taxonomy places the organism in Eukaryota, Fungi, Ascomycota, Eurotiomycetes, Eurotiales, Trichocomaceae. The record is from RefSeq and is a predicted model, not a curated record. The transcript has 3 exons. Gene Ontology annotation, molecular function: protein binding.
AUGGAGUCACUGGAUAGUCCGUCAAUGGAGAGCUCUCUCACAAGUCCCAUCAUUACAAUUGUUGUGGGCCAUGAGCGACGUCUUUUUGCUGCUCAUGAGGAGGUUCUUUCCCGGUCUAACUAUUUUCAAGCUGCGUUGAAAGACCAGUUCCUGGAACCCAGCGCAAAGCAGGUGGACCUUCCUGACGAUUUACACCUAACAGAUAAUGCAUCAAGGGAACCGGAGAUAUUAUCCUGCAUUCUUGAGUUUCUAUACAAAGGUGAUUAUUAUCCGCGUCUGCUUCACGACAAACGUCGUAACACUUGGAAGCUUGAAGAUGCUCAAGACGUAUAUCAUACUGGUGGUAGAGGCUCUAGCGCGGCUACGCUAUUUCAUUCGAGCGUAGGCGCCGAGCUCCUUCGGGAUACUGUCAUCUACUGCGCUGCUGAGAAGUACGGUCUAGACGAGCUCAAGCAUCUUGCUCUUCGAAAGCAGGGCCUUCAAAGCGGAAUUCCUGUGGAUAUUAUUCUGAGAUCUGCGCGAUUUGCAUACGAAAAUACGCCAGACACCGAAUCGCGACUCCGUGCUCAUUAUCUUGCUCUGAUCAUCAGAAGUCGCAAGAUUUUUAAGAGAAGUGGAACCAUGCAGUUAGAGAUGGAAAUUGGAGGCAAAUUGUUUUUCGAUUUGUUCGUGGCGAUGAGCAAUCACAUCGAUGAUAUCGUAGAGAUUGGGUGA